UCGCGUUGUUGCACGGAGAGUACAAUCUCGCGCGCGGUCGUGUUCGACAAUCGAGAGAUCGACCCGGCCUCGAUGUAUCGACGCGGUCGCAGCGGCUUUUAGGUUGGAUCGGCCCGUCUUCAACUACGCUCGCGAUGAGUUUCUGACGUUGUCCGAAGGGAAAAGAUUGUCCUCGCGCGUAGAAUGGCGGUGUCUUUCCUCGGACGGGGGUUCGCGUUGACGCGACGGAAUCUCCUCAAAGUCCCGAAGCGGCACGGAUACAUAGUUCUACUUCCAGAAAUCGGCGAAGAAUCGUCGGAAAAGAAUCCUUUGCUUAAGGAUGACAAUCUACCAGAAUUUAACACGCUCACAAUUGAAAAGUGUACGGCGGCUAUUGGGAAGCAAACCGUGGAUUUUGAGGAGAAGAUGAAGAGCUUGGAGAAAAUUGUGGAAACGACAAAGGAAAUAGAUGUAUUCAACGAUUGGUUACAUCCGAUCGAGGAUGUGUAUCUUCCUCUAGAAACCACUUGGGGCAUAGCCAAGACUUUGUACUUUAGCAACCAGAGUCUGAUGCCGACAAAAUGCUACGUGGGUAUUCACGAACGUGCCACGAGAGCCGCGGCGAGCAAAUUUGGCAGCGCGCCGCUCUUUAAAGCGUGCAAGGAAGCGCUGGACAAUAAGGAUAUGAAAUGGACACAUUCGCAGAGGAGGGUACUUACAAAGUACGUGCUGGAGGGAACCUUGAAUGGCCUGCAGCUGGAGAGUAAAGAGUUGGAGAAGUACAUGGACGACCUGAGGUACAUCAUGUCGAAAAUCAAGGAGUACAAGCCGAAAUACGAGAGCUCUACAGCCGUAUAUAGUAUGACGAUACACAACAAACAAGUCGUGGAGGAUUUUCCAGAGGACUGUCUCAAAUCCAUCGCGAUGGAUCCCAGGCAACCUUACACAGGUCCUUGGACGAUCAAUUUAAAGCCGUAUAUCCUGCAACCAUUUAUGGAGUAUUGCCCCGAUCGCGAGUUACGGGCGAAAGUCUGGGAUGCCGAUGUCACGCGGUGUUCUAAUUAUCAAGAGAGGUCCGUUCAAGCUAGCGUGACGUUGGAGGAGCUCCGUGCAAAAAGAAUCGAGCAGGCGAAGCGCUUGGGGUUCAAGAAUUACGCGGAGAUGAGCAUGGAGACAAAGAUGGCCGGCACUCUGGAGAAUCUGUACAACACAAUGGAAAUUCUUCGGAACACUGCAUUUUCCGCUCAGAAACAAGAAAUCGCGAAUUUAACCGAGUUUGCGAAGGAGAGAGAUUUCAAUGAUGUUAUAAGGGUAUGGGACAUUGCGUUCUGGGGUAGAAAACAACGCCACAUGCACAACUGCGACGAAAACAAAUGGAGAGACUACUUUCCGCUACCAACCGUGCUGUCCGGCCUUUUCGAGCACAUUGAGACGCUUUUCAACGUGAAAAUAGUCGAAAACAAGAAAGCGGAUAUUUGGCACAAGGACGUACGGUUCUUCGAUAUAUUCGACUUGAACGGAUCCGGCGCAGCGCCCAUCGCGAACUUCUACCUAGACCCCUACGCCAGAGGUACGGAGAAAUUCCGCAAGGAACAGAACUCUGGAUGGGUGUCCACAAUUAAGAGUAAGAGCAAAAUCGGCAAUAGCACUCCGUUGAUCGCCCUGAUCUUCAACUUUCCGCCACCGAUGGGCGACAAACCUUCCCUGCUCUCCUUCAGGGACGUGCAGGUUCUCUUUCAAAAGUUUGGACACGCUUUGCAACAUUUGCUAACCACGGUCGAGUACUCUGACAUUGCCGGAUUGUCGUUUGUGGAAUGGGACGCGGUAUUCAUUUGCGAUUUCUUCAUGGAGAACUGGUUGUACGAAACAUCUAUGUUGCAAAAAAUCUCCGAACACUACGAAACAAAACAGCCAUUACCUGAGGAAGCUAUCGAGAGCAUUAAAAGAAUGAGAUUGCACUUGGCCGGCUACAAACUUUGCAAAGAACUGUACUUGUCACAUUUAGAUCUGGAGCUACAUUCCAGUGAGAUCUUUUGGGUGGCUAUGAUGAAACGCUUGUGGCCGAAAUAUUUCGUGUUGCCUCUCGAAAAAAGGGACGUUCAUGUUUGCAACUUUGAGGCUAUAUGGAGUGGCAAUUGGGCGGCCGCGUAUUUCAGCAAAGUUUGGUCCGAGAUGAUAGCCGCCGAUUUGUACACGGCUUUCCAAGAGGUCAAGUCCGACGUGUCGCAGCAGAAGGAGCUGGGCGCGAGGUUCCGCGACACAUUUUUGUCCCUGGGCGGCAGUUAUCCUGCCGCCGAGGUGUUUAGGAAAUUCAGAGGAAGGGACCCGAGUCCGCAGGCGUUACUGGACAAUCUCGGAUUGACGCGCGCGGCGAAGGAAACGAAGUGAUGUGAUUACACGAUUAGAUGCAAUACUGCUCUCCACGGGUGCGCAAAAGUAACGACGAAACCUGUAUAGUAAUAGAUAACUUACUUAGGAUCCAGGAAUUAAUUGAAUUGUGAAGUGGUCGAAUUAUGCAAUAAAUUAUUACUUGUAAAAUAAUGUGCUAGAAAAACGCGAGCUUUUGUUGAAAUUAAAAUGAUAUACGAUGGUUAAUUUGAACAAAACGAAAUAUGUAGUAGGUAUGUUAUAAACAAUUUCUUUGUCUUCGGUGCCGUACUUUUUUUUAUUAAAAUGUUUGUAAAAUACUUUUUCCCCGCACCCUCCUUUUCCGCAUUAAAUAUAUACAUACAUGUGUA
Molecule: messenger RNA, 2717 nt
Organism: Vollenhovia emeryi
Lineage: Eukaryota; Metazoa; Arthropoda; Insecta; Hymenoptera; Formicidae
Product: probable cytosolic oligopeptidase A
Exons: 11
Coding region: 184-2367 (727 amino acids)
Biological process (GO): peptide metabolic process; proteolysis
Molecular function (GO): metalloendopeptidase activity
Source: RefSeq, a predicted model, not a curated record